CCCCAAGUCCGUCCGGGCCUCGGCGGGGAGAUGAACGCGCAGCUGGACGGCCUGUCGGUGAGCUCGUCCUCCACCGGCUCGCUGGGCUUGGCGGCCGGGCCGGGCGGCGGCGGGGGCUCGGGGCUGCGGCUGCUGUCGGCCAACGUGCGGCAGCUGCACCAGGCGCUGACCACGCUGCUGAACGAGGCGGAGCGGGAGCAGUUCACCCACUGCCUGAACGCGUACCACGCGCGCCGCAACGUCUUCGACCUGGUUCGCACCCUGCGUGUCCUGCUGGACAGCCCGGUCAAGCGGCGCCUGCUGCCCAUGCUGCGCCUGGUCAUCCCGCGCUCCGACCAGCUGCUGUUCGACCAGUACACCGCCGAGGGCCUCUACCUGCCCGCUACCGCCCCCUACAGGCCGCCCGUCUGGGUUGGCCCCGACGGCGCGGUGCCCGGGGAGGUGCGUCUAGUGAGCCUGCGGCGCGCCAAGGCCCACGAGGGCUUGGGCUUCAGCAUCCGCGGGGGCUCGGAGCACGGCGUAGGAAUCUACGUGUCGCUGGUGGAGCCAGGCUCACUGGCAGAAAAGGAAGGGCUGCGGGUCGGGGACCAGAUUCUGCGCGUCAACGACAAAUCUCUGGCCCGGGUUACCCACGCUGAGGCCGUCAAGGCUCUGAAGGGCUCCAAGAAGCUGGUGCUGUCCGUGUACUCAGCAGGGCGUAUCCCAGGGGGUUAUGUCACCAACCACAUCUACACCUGGGUGGACCCGCAGGGCCGCAGCACCUCCCCACCCUCCAGCCUGCCGCAACUUCAUGGCAGCUCCCUGAGGCAGCGUGAGAGUGACCCCAGGAGCACCUUGCACCUCNNNNUCGAUGGCAGUGAGAAGGAGGUAAACCUGGUGCUCGGGGACGGCCGAUCCCUGGGCCUCACCAUCCGUGGGGGAGCGGAGUAUGGUCUGGGCAUCUACAUCACUGGCGUGGACCCAGGCUCGGAAGCAGAAAGCAGCGGGCUCAAGGUUGGGGACCAGAUUCUGGAGGUGAAUGGGCGGAGCUUCCUGAACAUCCUGCACGAUGAGGCGGUCAGGCUACUCAAGUCAUCUCGGCACCUCAUGUUGACGGUGAAAGACGUCGGGAGGCUGCCUCAUGCCCGCACCACCGUGGAUGAGACCAAGUGGAUCGCCAGUUCCCGGAUUGGGGAGACCGCCACGAACUCCGCAGGGUUUCCUGGGGACCUCACAGCAGAAGGGACAAACAAGGUGGGGUUUUACAAGGGGCCAGCUGGCUCCCAGGUGACCCUGAGCAGCCUGGGGAACCAGACACGGGUGCUGCUGGAGGAGCAGGCACGGCACCUGCUGACUGAUCCGGAACGGGCCACCAUGGCCUACUACCUGGAUGAGUACCGCGGUGGCAGUGUCUCUGUGGAGGCCCUUGUCAUGGCCCUGUUUGAGCUGCUCAACACCCAUGCCAAGUUCUCACUCCUCUCGGAGGUGAGAGGCAUCAUUUCCCCUCAAGACCUGGACCGAUUUGACCACCUGGUGCUGAGGCGGGAGAUUGAGUCAAUGAAGGCUCGGCAGGUCCCAGGGCCCGUGGCCGGUGACACCUACUCCAUGGUCUCCUACAGUGACACGGCCUCGUCCACAGGCAGUCAUGGCACUUCCACCACCGUCAGCUCGGCCAGGAACACUCUAGACCUGGAGGAGACUGGCGAGGCUGUCCAGGGCAGUGUCAACACCCUCCCAGAUGUCUCCCUGGAUGAGGUCAAGUCCCUCUCCAAGGGGCUGUCGAGCUUCAGGCCACCGCCCCCUUCGCCACCUCUGGCCCACAGCCGUGACCGCUCGAUUGCCCAGCCAAGGAAGCCAGGCAGAGAGGACUUCCAGCCCCCCUCCUCUGAGUCUUCCCACUCAGGCAUCGUCUUCUCGGCUCCACAGAACCGUAGCCUGCCGGCGGGCACUGCACCCACCCCUGGGGCUUCCUCAACACAAGACUCACCCUCCUCCCCCAUCUACGCCUCCAUCUCCCCUGCCAACCCCGGCACCAAGAGGCCACUGGACGCCCAUCUGGCCUUGGUCAACCAACACCCCAUUGGUCCCUUCCCACGGGUCCAGUCACCCCCACACCUGAAAAGUCCCCCUGUAGAGGGGGCUGGGAGCUGCCUGUCACCACCCUCCCCCUCUGGCCCUCCAGACCAGACAGGCAUGAACCAGCACUUUGUCAUGGUGGAGGUGCAUCGCCCAGACAGUGAGCCGGACGUGAACGAAGUGCGAGCGCUGCCCCAGACACGCGCAGCCUCCACACUCUCUCAGCUGUCUGAUAGUGGGCAGACCCUCAGUGAAGACAGUGGAGUGGACGCUGGUGAGGCGGAGGCCAGAGCGCCAGGCCGAGGCAGACAGACAGUGUCCACCAAGAGCAGGAGCAGCAAGGAGCUGCCUCGGAACGAGAGGACCACAGAGGGGGCCACCAAGCCGCCUGGACUCCUGGAGCCUACGUCCACUCUAGUCCGCAUGAAGAAGAGUGCAGCUACCCUGGGCAUCGCCAUCGAGGGUGGUGCCAACACCCGCCAGCCCCUGCCAAGGAUCGUCACAAUUCAGCGAGGUGGCUCAGCCCACAACUGCGGGCAGCUCAAGGUGGGCCAUGUGAUUCUGGAAGUGAAUGGGCUGACGCUUCGGGGCAAAGAACAUCGGGAGGCCGCCCGCAUCAUCGCCGAGGCCUUCAAAACCAAGGAGCAUGACUACAUUGACUUUCUGGUCACUGAGUUCAAUGUGAUGCUCUAG
Messenger RNA from Orycteropus afer afer, 2748 nucleotides. The record is from RefSeq and is a predicted model, not a curated record. Lineage: Eukaryota; Metazoa; Chordata; Mammalia; Tubulidentata; Orycteropodidae.